AUGGCACACAACUAUGAUGUCGGGACACGGGCAUGGCAGCCCGAUACUACAGAAGGAUGGGUUGCCUCGGAGGUGGAGUCGAAAAACAUAGAGGGCGACAAGGUCAAGCUAGUUUUUCAACUGGCUAACGGGGAGGUAAGCUUCGCGCCCAUUCACGAAUGGCCCAUCUGGAUAUGGCUCACGCAGACGGAAACAGUCAAAAACAAUCCAAACCACCUUGGCCGCGCUCCAAGAUGA
Messenger RNA from Letharia columbiana, 237 nucleotides. RefSeq lists its product as uncharacterized. The transcript has a single exon. The coding region runs from base 1 to 237 and encodes 78 amino acids. NCBI's taxonomy places the organism in Eukaryota, Fungi, Ascomycota, Lecanoromycetes, Lecanorales, Parmeliaceae. The record is from RefSeq and is a predicted model, not a curated record.